This is a messenger RNA of Eruca vesicaria subsp. sativa (arugula), 1722 nucleotides long. The record is from the annotation of a GenBank genome assembly. NCBI's taxonomy places the organism in Eukaryota, Viridiplantae, Streptophyta, Magnoliopsida, Brassicales, Brassicaceae.
AAGGUCAGCUUCAAUUUGACUCUGUACAAAGCCAACAAAGACACACAGAGAGAGACCAAAGACAAAAGAAAGCCUCGAAUUGAUCGAUCUAUCUUCUAUUCAAACCAGAAUUGUUCAUAACCCAUUGUCCUGUUUCCUUUUGAAAAAAACCGAAGGAUUAAUUAACAAAAAAAAAGGUGUGGAAGAGAAGAUGAUUCUGGAGGAGAGAGAUGCAUCGGAUUGGAUCUACAGAGGCGAAGGAGGUGCCAAUCUCGUCCUCGCUUACGCUGGAUCCUCUCCUCUCUUCGUGGGGAAAGUGAUUCGUAUACAAAAGGCUCCAAAAACUGAUAAAUCAAACGGUGUUGUUGCGUCUGUUUUAACAACCGAUGAGCAGCUUCUGUGGAAGGAAUCCAAAGAGCUAAUUUCAUCACCAAACAAGGAAGUUGUUGAACAAAGAUAUGUUAAGGAUGUGAUUAUUCCACUCUUGGGCCCUAAACAUAUAGACGCUGGAGUACGUGUUUCUGUGUCAAAGGAGUUUCUAGAAUCUGUUGAUAAGAAAGUUACUAAGCAGCGUCCACCGUGGCGUGUUAAUGCAGCUAAUGUUGAUACUAGUCAUGACUCUGCUCUUAUUUUGAAUGAUCAUUCACUUUUUUCUCAAGGGGUUUCUGGUGGUGGUGGUGGUGGUGACUGCUUAAGUGUUGAAAUAAAGCCCAAAUGUGGAUUUCUUCCAACCUCAAGGUUCAUAAGUGAAGAAAACAAGCUCAAAAGAGGUGUCAGCCGUUUCAAAAUGCACCAACUCCUAAAGUUGGAACAAAACGAGAUAUCUGAAGUAAGUGAAUAUGAUCCUCUUGAUCUAUUCUCUGGAUCCAAAGAUAGAGUAUCAGAAGCUAUAAAAGCCUUAUACUCUAUCCCACAGAACAAUUUCCGCGUGUUCUUGAACGGUUCUCUCGUUCUAGGCGGCUCUGGUGAGAGCACAGGAAGAACCAGCCCUGAAACUGCACACGCCUUCGAAGAAGCACUCAAAGGCUUCAUCCAAUCAGAUGAUGGUGUUAGGACAAAAUGCUUUCUACAGCUAGUAUCUGAUACCGUCUAUGAUUCAGGAGUGCUUGAUAAGCUUCUUGAAGUUCAGAAGCUGGACAAGUUAGACAUUGAAGGAGCGAUUCAUUGUUAUUACAAUAUAAUCAACCAGCCUUGUCCUAUAUGUAAAGAUCCUGGAGUGUUGGAGGAGGAGGAGUUUCUGCAUGGUUUACCUUUAGAUGAAAGCUUGAAGAUCGUCAAGGACUAUCUGAUUGCUGCAACUGCCAAGGACUGUAGUCUUAUGAUCAGUUUUAGAUUGAGGAAUGCGUGGGAUUCAUCAGAACCUUCUUGUGAUGCCGUCUGUCUAAGAUCGACCAAUCAGACAUUUGAUUACAAGGUACAUUUCAUUGAUUUAAGCUUGAAACCAUUGAAGAGAAUGGAGGCAUACUACAAACUGGAUAACAAGAUCAUUAGUUUCUACACUCGGAAGCAGAACGGAGAAGACAAAGUCAGCGAUCCAAAACGUUCAGAUAACUAAGUCAUGGAUUGUCUCAACACCACGAGUUUGUUUGUUUGUUUAUUUUUUUUGCUGUUAUUAAAAGAUAAAAACGAAACCCAAAAGGUGACUGUUCAUUUACAUGCAUCAAAUGUUGGGUUUAUUAAACCCUAUCAACCAAUACUAGUUUGAUAUUUUAUAGUUCAUUAAGUAAAAUUAAUGGAAGUUAG